AUAUGAGCCAAAAACCCUUGCCGAAGAUGUUCAGAGACCGAACUCCUGGAGUCCAGAAAUUAUGAAACCAUAAUGAUACAGACCAGCUGGUGCUGUAUAACCACCCUGAGAAGGAAUCCCUGGUCGUUUGUAAAAGUUGAUUCCGAACAGUGGCUAAAGAACAGAAGAAGAGAAUUUGUUCUACCUCUAUAGGCAGGAGAAGACCGAAAAGAAUGAGCCGUCAAGGAAUUCGUCUCCAAGCAAAGCAACAGAUUCCUCAGAAUAGGCUUAUUAAUACAGCCAGGAAUAAGUUGAGAAGUCGGAAUAGGUUGAACAAACCAUAUCAGACAACUUGUUGCCCAGACCGAAAGGAGAGGAUCAAGUUUAACACAGGCAUUUUGAAUACGCUCAAAAGCUCAUCAAAUUUGUUCAAGAAAGAGGAGACGCAUAAAAUUGACUUUGCUCUUGAGAGAGUCUUUGAGCAUCUAAAGAAUGAUCCAGAAGGAAGGGAUACCAAUUUUUGUAUAAAUCAUCCUCACAAGGAAAUAGAAUAUAUCUGCUGAGAUGACAAGAUCGGUAUUUGCUCUGAUUGCCUCUAUGAUAAUUAUCAUAAGAACAGUAAAGUCAUCCAUAUCUCAAGUGUAAUGUCCAAGCUUCAUAAGAUGCUAAUCGAUGUUGAGAGGAACUCUAUCAAGAUUAUCCAUCAGAAAGGAGAAUAUCUGAGAGAAAUCGAAGGCCAAUCUGACUUUAUUGAGCAAGAAAAGCGAGUCUUCCUGCAAGAAGAGAGGGAAAAGAUUGAUAAACUCCAUGAGUAUAUUGAUAAUAGAUACAGUGAGAUAAUCACCAAGUACAACCAAAGGAUCGAGCAACGCCUCCUCGAUGUUUAUAACUCAAAAGAAAAACUGAGUAAGGAUAUAGAUGAGAGCCUAGUGUACCUUAAAAGGCUACAAUCUCUGAACGAAAGUAUCAGUGAGCAUAAACCAACAAAAAUUAUUGAAGACUUUGCUCAAGCUAUUGCGUUUAUUAAGAAAUAUAAAAAGUUUAAAGAAUUUUCCAAGAGCGAUGCAGAGAGCUUCAAGAAUACCUUCAGCAAUCAUCUUAAUGAGGGAUGAAUAGUACCUGCCAUUGAUAUUCAGAAAGAGAUUCAGACUUUGAAGGAGAAAUUUGACCAACUAAAUUACGGAAUUGACAAGAGGGAAGAUGUUGAGGACAGGCUUAUAAAACCUAUGAAGCAGUUCCCUGAAGACAACAUUAACAGGGUUGCCCAGACUAGGAGACUUUAUCUACCAAGAUGGAUGUCAAAAACUCUUGUUGAGUAUGAUGUUGACUCCAAAGACCCAGUUUGGGAGACCUCUGAAUGCCAGAGUAAAUACGACUUCCUUCCAUUUAGCAAGUUUGUAUAUCUCCCAAACUAUCACAUUAUCUCCAUUGGAGGGUUGAAUGAACAGGUGCCUGGUCGAAGCAUUUUCGUAUCAAGAGUAUUAAAAGUUCUCGUUGAUAAUUACAACAUGGAGAAACUAAAUAAUCAGGUAUCUUAUAAAUGUGAGAUUAUGCAACCUCUCAAGAUUGCUAGAGGGAUGAUGGGAGCUAUCUAUCAUGACGGCUUUGUCUACGUUGCUGGUGGAGUUACCAACAAAGUCAAAGAUGCACCAAAUCCUUCGAUUGACGGAGAUAUUGUGUCUAAUUCUGAUAGCCAUGGAAGGAAAUCCAUUACUCCUCCGAUAGUUUCUGGUAUUUUUAAGUGUGAAAGAUACUGAGUGGAUAAAAAUACUUGGGAAGUAAUCGCUCCUAUGAACGAGAGGAGGAAAAAUCCAACUCUUUGUGCUAUAAAAUCAGGAAUUAUCUACGUCUUCGGAGGCUGUCAGAGAGAAUGCACAGAUAUUAACAGCAUUGAGAGAUAUAUAAAAGUAGAAGAAGAACCAGGAACAGGGAAAGGUGAGUAUGAGCAUUGUUGGGAAGAACUUAGAGUGUUCCAACCAGAUUUCAUCUCUCUCCAGAUCGCUCACCUUGUGAAUAACAACACUAUUCUAUUAUUCGGGGGAUCUAUUGAUGAAUCAAAUGGGCAGCAAGUUCCUUCUAAAGGAGUCUUUAAAUUCGUUGUUGAAAAUGAAACUAUUUUCCCUGAAAAGGAACUAGAAGCUCCGAUUAUAUCUAUAUAUCCCUCUUUUCAGGUAGAGAAUCAGAUUUUAAUGAUUGAUGAAAAGCAGAGCCAGGACUGCCCAAGAAUUCUCAGGUAUGAUAUUUAGAAGUAAAACUAGUUUCAAUCUUUGA
Molecule: messenger RNA, 2250 nt
Organism: Moneuplotes crassus
Lineage: Eukaryota; Ciliophora; Spirotrichea; Euplotida; Euplotidae
Source: the annotation of a GenBank genome assembly